Messenger RNA from Paramecium tetraurelia, 615 nucleotides. RefSeq lists its product as uncharacterized. Lineage: Eukaryota; Ciliophora; Oligohymenophorea; Peniculida; Parameciidae. The transcript has 2 exons. The record is from RefSeq and is a predicted model, not a curated record.
AUGUCGGACUUUUUAAUAUUGAAAAAAUUCUUAAAAAGAUAUAAAAAUUUCGAAUAAGCUUAAUAUAAUUUCAGUUUUAAUCUUUAAUUUACCUAAGUCAAAUAAGUGGUUAACAAAAAGAUUAGAUAGAUUAAGAGUAUGCCUGAGUUUUUGACAAAACAAGAUAUCAUUUUUUUCAAUAGUUAUAUGUUCUCAUUCUUAUAGUUAAUAUUAUUCUUCUUAAAUAAUUUUGGAUAGAUUGAAUAAAAUAAAUUGGAGUCGUAUCAUGGUUUUUUUGUACUUCUGUUAAUUAUGUAAUCUUUGGGAUACAAAUUCAAUUGCUCAUCUUUCAUAUAUUAUGUUCUUGAUUUAGAAAUAGAACUUUUAUCGAUCUUUUAAUCUCCGAAGUAAAUAAUAAAUCAAAAUAGAUAUUCGCUUAAAUAGGGGAAUUUUAGUGUUAUUGGGAUUGAAUUGCAAACUAUGAUUCAGCACAGCAUUACUGAAUUAAAUAUCAUAUAAGAAUACAUAUAAUUCUCUUUACUAUUGAUCAUAUUUACAUAGGUGUCAAAAGGACUUUUAUAUUUUAAACAUAUGAGUAUUGCAUUCAUGAUGAUUUUAAUUUGUAAUUUAAAUUGA